ACUUUCAAACAAUGCGUUACUGUGUUUCCCUAUGAUGAAGUAUGGAGUUAGAGAAUAUCGUAGCUAACACAGUGUAUAUAAAAGCAAAAAAGAGCGGAGCAGAUAGGGACAAGGGUCGAAGUCGAAAAUGGAAAGCAAUACUGGCUUUUCCUCACAUUUCUGAGUGUUUACAUUUAAAGAAAUACUUAGACUUAAGUUAUGAUUGCAUCGUGGAGCGGCAGCCAAUCGGAAAAAAGCUGUUCUGGCUGUUUUGUAGGAGUGAUAACUUCCUCUCAGAUGCUGUUGAUUUCCUUGAUUCUAUUAAUACGUAUGCAGUUUGUAUUCCAAGCGAACGUCGCAUAGUUGGCUUAGAAAUAUACCAGCGAUUCCUUUCAGACGAUAGCGGGAAAAGCUUUCAUCAACUUGGAGACCUUAAAAGUGGUGAGAUUUUAAGAUCUUUAGAAGCGGCUGAAGAAUAUCCAGACAAAGAACUCUUUUGUGUUAUCCUCAGAAUUCUCGAAAGCUUCCUACGAAACUCUCCAUUCUUAGAAUUUCUAAAUUCAGUCUACUUCCAUCGAUAUCUGCAGUGGAAAUGGUUAGAAAAAACUCCAGUUACAAAGCACACCUUCCGGAUGUAUCGUGUUCUGGGUAAAGGGGGUUUCGGAGAAGUAUGCGCUUGCCAAGUCCGAGCGACUGGAAAGUUGUACGCUUGCAAGAAGAUGGAAAAGAAGCGCAUGAAGAAGCGUCAUGCGGAAAAUAUGGCCAUGAUGGAGAAAGAGACACUACAAAGAGUCAAUUCUCGCUUUGUGGUUAACUUAGCGUAUACAUUUGAAACUAAAGAUGCACUUUGUUUAGUGCUUACAAUAAUGAAUGGAGGAGAUCUGAAAUUCCAUAUUCAUAAUAUGAAUAAUACUAGUGGUUUCAGCGAGAAUAGAUCUCGAUUCUAUGCUGCAGAGAUCACUUUAGGCUUACAGCAUAUGCAUAUGCAAAAUAUUGUUUAUCGUGAUCUGAAACCCGAAAAUAUUUUAAUUGAUGACCAAGGACAUGUUAGAAUAUCGGAUCUUGGAUUAGCUGUAUACAUUGAACCUGGAGGUACAGCUAAGGGAAGAGUGGGAACAGCUGGUUAUAUGGCUCCUGAAGUAGUAAUGAAUACACGUUAUACAUUCAGUCCUGAUUGGUUUGGCUUGGGAUGUAUUGUCUAUGAAAUGAUAAUGGGACAAGCACCAUUCCGUAGACGUAAAGAACGAGUUCGACGUGAAGAAGUUGAUCGUCGUGUUUGUGAAGAUACUGAAGAGUAUAAUAGUAAAUUUUCUGAUAGUUCGAAACGAUUUUGUCAAGCUCUUUUACAAAAAGAUCCUCGUUGUCGACUUGGUUGUGAUGAAUCUGGUCCUGAUGGUGUUAAACAUCAUAGUUGGUUUUCUGGUAUAAAUUGGGUACGUUUAGAGGCUGGUCUUGAAGAAGCUCCAUUUCUCCCUGAUUUGGUGUUCAUCAUGAACAGACGUCAGUUGGAGAGAUAUUUGAAACCUGGGAGCACUGGACAGCUGUUUCCUCCUACUAUGGGACUUUUCAGCAGUGCUCACCCUCGACCCUGCCAGGGGUCGAACCGACGACCUUCAAGUUUUGUAACCAGCAGGUUACCAUUAAGCCACUGGAUCGGAAUCUACUGGUCAUUAUUUCCUACUUCUGUCAGCUCACAACAUAGCACGACCACCACCCAAUGUCAUCGUUGAGUAAUUGUCCUCACGGCCAACUUGAAAAAUCUCUAAAUCCCCAUAACCUCCCAAAUUCAAUAUUAUUGUUAUUAUUAGUGUUUUUACUGUUUUUAUUGCCUUCUUUGUUUAUUAGCCUCAUGCAGUCUAUGCAAAAGAUGUUUUAGACAUUGAACAAUUCUCUACUAUUAAAGGUGUAACAUUAGACAAUAAAGAUAUGGAGUUUUAUAAACGUUUCUGCUCUGGAGCUGUUAGUAUACCAUGGCAGAAUGAAAUGCUAGAAACUGGUUGUUUUGAUGACCUAAAUGAAUUUUAUAAAUCAGAUGGAACUUUAGUCGACAAUUUGAAUCCUUCUAUUGUGCCAAUAGAACAAAAUCCUUCUUAUGGCCGGAGUAUUUUUAGUAGGCUAUUUAAACGUAAACACCAGUCACGUGGUCCACCUAUAAGUCAAUCAGAAAUUACUAGCCAAGAAGUCACUGAUGGACAAGUGACAAGUGUGUCACCAGGAGUGGAAAAACCAACUAUCAACUAUUUACUCAAUACAGAUUCGGAAUUAUUAUUAGGAGUAGAGAAAAACACAAUUUCCAAACAAGGAAAUCUAAUCAAAUCCAAUCGUGAAAUAGUUUCAUCAACUGAUCAAGAUGAUGUAAAGACUGUUGAUCGGCUUACUGCUGAAACACAACUAUCGAAAACUAAUAGCCAUUGUAGUAUGGAUUCUAGCGCCCUAUCACAUAAAUGUAUUAAAUCAAAGAAUCAACAUUUAAUGCUUCCUACAUCUUCCUUAUUUUUUUCAUGCUGUACUCGUACUAACCCAACCUUUUAAGAUUCUCGUAAAAUUUAUUGUCUAUCAAUUGGGACUGUCAAAUGUCUUCCUUGAUAAUGUAAAGUUUUCUGGAUUGUAUGAUCUCUUUUUCUAAAAAUAAAAGCUUAGUGUAAUCUGGAAUCACUUGCCAUCUCGCAUACUAUAGACAACAUAGUCUCCUAUCAUUAUCAUCAUUAUCAUCUUUAUGGAAGGGAUCUCUACGCCAGAUUAUAAGUUGUUCUAUAUACAACUGAAGCCAUAUAUGCUUUUACUUCGCCAACCUUAAAAUAUCUCUGAAAUUUUUUUUGCAUUGAUUGUCAUCAAAUCUUUGUGUCUGGUUUAUCUGUUUUCUGCAGAUAAUAUCAUGGUUUAUUGGUGUUUUUUGUUGCAUAUAUGUAUAAAUAGAUUGCUCUUUUUGUAUAAUAUCCAAACAGCGCCCAAUGUCGACUUCAGAGAGCUUUCCUACAAGUGAUGUAACAUCUACUAUUUUAGUUUAGGCAUUAUAUUGAUUUUUAACAACAACUUUAUUGUGGAAGAAGUUUCUGCUGACUAUGGUGUUCUCCUUGAAAAAUUUCCCUUAUUUCCUUUAAAAAUUUUGAUGGUCAGAUUAUUAGUUUAAUCAAGUUUUGUUUUUCAUAUUCUUCAGUAUACAACGCUAAUCAAUUGUACUUUAAUUGUAGCCAGAUGCAAUCUUUUCAUUCCCAGUUAAACUCUUCUAUGCCUAUAGGAUAUAAACCUUUUAAAAAAUGCCCCCGAAAUUCUGUUAGUUUUUAAUUAAGUUGGAUUCUUUCAGCUUUGCAUUUGAAUGAUAUAAUAUGCCUUUUGAUGACAAUAUAACCAUAAUGUCUGCUGUGUUUACUUUCCAUCUAACUCGUUAUUUAUUUUUUAAAGGAAACAUCAGGCAGUUACUUCUUCCACCCUGUACUCUUCUCAUUUGCAUUAUAAUCUGUUUUUUUUUAGCAUCCCGGUUUUUUCAUUUAUUUGUCUUUGUCACUACACACACAUACGCACACAAUACCCAGAUGUAUUUGUGUUGUAAUUUGUUUAUGCAUUUCGUUGUAUUGUGACUUAGGGCGAAAAAUCAACUGUGUACUAAAUUUCCGCUUAUCCAUAUCGAAUUGUAAAUAAAUAUCGAUAUUUAUAUGUGUAAAAAUUAUUUUCACUGUUUUUCUAGUUGUUUACGCUUUUCUUGCUUUAUAUACCCUUUGCCUUUCUCUUUUUGUGUUCAGUUAUGUACGCGCAUACAGAGCUUUGUGUUGUACUUUCUCCUUCUUUUGUCUAAUUUGACAUGUAAUCUGCUGUGGGAUUUUGUACAGACGGAAAUAUCUUUGUACAUGAGUUUGUCUUCUCGAAGAAAUGAAACUGGUGAUUAAAUUCCUAGUACUGUUG
Heterobilharzia americana is the source of this 3879-nucleotide messenger RNA. The record is from the annotation of a GenBank genome assembly. NCBI's taxonomy places the organism in Eukaryota, Metazoa, Platyhelminthes, Trematoda, Strigeidida, Schistosomatidae.